AAAAAGUUACAACCUGUGACUCUGAGGAAGGAAAAGGUCCAAGUCGAAGUCCUGCACGCCAUGGCAGCCCCAACUGAACCGGACGUUCUCGGCGAUGAUCGGCCUCGCAAAAAGACACGCACUAGUUUGAAGCGCAAGUCUACCAAAAGUACACAACGUACAGCAGAGCCGCGUUUGUUCGCGCCUUUCCGCGCACUCGGUCUCAUAACGAAUCACAUCCCAUUCUACGUACAAACCCGUGCCCAUAAGGGAGCCACUGACGGCCCACGCAUCCACAUCCUGACUUGCUUGGGGAAGUCAUGGGCAUUAUGGGAAGGCGGGAAGAUGACGCUCUUAUUUGUUGGCCAGGAGGUCGAAGAUCCUAUAUCUUGCGUAGCCAUGGACGGUGACGCUGUUUGGUGUGCAUCGGGCAUGCAUGCUAUCAAGUACCUUAGAGGGAAAGAAGUCUUUAGGGUGACAAACCCCCUGGGCUCCAUUUUAUCUUCCCUCAUUUUAUUUGGGUCACACCUUCUUGCUCUCACAGAAGACGGAACACGAAUGUUGAUUUGGGAUGUUUCCACUGAUGGACCGUCAUUUUUUGCUACUAUCCAAUUCGAUAUCGGUUUCACCGCUGUGCAGAUGUUGCAUCCAGCAACUUAUUUGAACAAAGUGCUGGUUGCAAGCCGAGAAGGGAACAUGCAAUUAUGGAAUAUACGCACGCAGACUUGUAUACACACGAUUUCCACCUCAAAAUUACUGACAGUAGCCGGUUCUAAUCCUCAUCCGACCCCUAUCGUAACUCUGUCACAGUCACCUGCAAUUGAUGUGGUCGGCGUGGGGUUUAUGUCCGGAGAAAUCUACGUUUAUGAUAUACGCGCUGACGAGAGGCUCAUGAGGAUGUACAUGGAAGGUGGGGGCGUCAGAGCCCUCUCUUUUCGAAGCGAUGGCUUCCCAGUCCUGGCUUCUGUAUCAUCUUCGGGCCACUUGGCACUUUGGGAUUUAAAUUCUGGAGGUCGCCUUCUUCACCUCGUCCGAGGCGCACACGAUGGUGGUAUCACAAGCGCGGAAUGGGUUCCAGGCCAGCCUGUACUAAUAACUUCUGGAGAAGACAACAGCAUUAAACAAUGGCUAUUUGACUCUCCAACAGCUGCUCCUAGGCUUCUCAAGUUCCGGGCAGGGCAUCACAGUCCCCCUCACCUUAUCCGGUAUUACGGCGAAGACGGCAAACAGUUGCUGACCGCUUCGGCUGACCGGAGUCUCCGGUACACUUCUGUUGUCCGCGACUCCCGAUCUUUUGAAUUGUCUCAAGGUUCUCUUGCCCGCAAGGCCACCACCUUGUCGAAAUCCCUCUCCUCUCUGAAGUUCCCCCCAGUCGCUUCCAUCUCGUUCUCAACAACUAGGUCAAAAGAUUGGGACGACGUACUUACAGCCCACGUGGACGAGCCUUUGGUGCGUUCUUGGAGCGUUCCCAAUAAACGCCUCGGAAAGCAUACGUGGAGUUAUGCUGAGAGCUCUAAACGGAACGCACGUUCGGGUUCUGUGAAAUGUGUUUGCGUUACGGCUUGUGGCAACUUCGGCAUUGCAGGCUCAUCGACAGGCGAAAUUCACAUGUGGAAUAUGCAAUCCGGCAUCAAACGAAAAGUUUUCAAAAUUGGGCCGUGUCCACAAACUGCAAGUGAAUCGCCAGGAGCGAAAGGUGAAACAAAAACAAGCGGCCGCGCUAUUACGGGGUUAGCUACAGAUUCUUUGAACCGUGUCGUCAUUGCAAGUACAUGGGACGGGACGAUCAAUUUUUUCGAUUUCCACACGGCAAAUCUACAGCACACCCUAACGUUAUCCACACCGAUCUCGUCAAUUAACUUACACCACAAUUCAGGGCUUUUGGCCGCGAUUUGCGAUGACAUGACAGUUCGUGUCAUUGAUAUCGAAACAAGGCGAGUUGUCAGGGAGCUGGUUUGCGGUUCAAAGGGCCGAGUAUUGGAUAUUGCAUUUUCGCCCGAUUCCCGGUGGAUCGUAACCACAUCGCUGGAUUCCAUAAUAAGAACGUUCGACAUACCGACUUGUCGCCUUAUAGAUGCCUUUCGCGUGCCGAGUGUGGCCACCAGUAUCGCGUUUUCUCCCACCGGAGAUUUUUUGGCGACGGCCCACGUAGACAGUGUUGGCAUCUUUCUUUGGGCGAACCGUGCCCAAUUUGCGGAAGCUGGAUUCCGAUCUGUCUCUGAAGAGGACCUUGCCGAAGUCCCAAUGCCUUCAAUGCAAGGCGAGGUUGAGGACGAAACCUUAGAAGCCCUGACGGCAUUGACUGUAGAAGAUAAGCCUGUAGACAUAUUCUCUACGCCCCCCCAGCUGGAUGGGGACCUUGUGACGUUGACAUUACUGCCACGUUCGCGAUGGCAAACACUGCUGAAUCUUGAGGUUAUCGAGCAACGAAACAAACCGAAGGAACCGCCAAAGAAACCUGAACAAGCACCAUUCUUCCUUCCCACUCUGCCUGGGGUGGAGCAUCGGUUUGCAAUUGACCAGAAGCAAUCUGACACCAAUGAAAAGAAGACGCGGUUGGACAAGGCUAUGGCAAAGUCCAAGAGCGUCUUCCAAAAGAAACUGGCAGGACUAGAAAAGAAGGGACAACAAAAUGACCUGUUCGAUUACAUCAAGAGUUUGUCCCCCGCUGCCAUUGACGUCGAGCUACGAUCAUUGGUUACACUUCAUCAUCACCGGCAGUUCCUUUGUGCACUAAAGCAGCGGCUGCUUUCUCAUCGAGACUUCGAAGCGGUCCAAACAUUGCAGAAUGUAUUUUUGCGGUUGCACGGGGACGUCCUAGUCGAGAAUGCAGAACUGCAGUCGGAGUUGGAGGACCUGUUGGAACUGCAAAAAAAGGAAAGCACACGAAUCCUUGAGUUGCUUUCGUCGUCGCUGGGAACGUUGGCCUUUGUACGAGAGACGAUGUAGUUGUCUUACGUAAGAUGUAGUCCACUGAGUGGUCACGUGUCACGUGCAGAGCGCGACGCGACGCUGAGACGCCCGAAGCCCUGUCAAC
Molecule: messenger RNA, 3016 nt
Organism: Pisolithus orientalis
Lineage: Eukaryota; Fungi; Basidiomycota; Agaricomycetes; Boletales; Pisolithaceae
Product: Utp21 specific WD40 associated putative domain-containing protein
Exons: 16
Coding region: 61-2928 (955 amino acids)
Biological process (GO): rRNA processing
Cellular component (GO): small-subunit processome; Pwp2p-containing subcomplex of 90S preribosome
Molecular function (GO): protein binding
Source: RefSeq, a predicted model, not a curated record